AUGCAGUUGAAGCUACAUGAAUUACGUCUACGAAAGGAUGAUCCUGUAUUAGUCAUUGAAGACUCUUAUGAAAUAAUGGGUGAACAUAAACGAUCUUACUAUGCACUUAUCUCUCAAUGCAACCAAAACCAUCAUCAUUUUGUAUUUCAACCCGAAAACCUCGAGAACAACCAUCCCUGGAUGGAUGAAUUGAACGGUCUUCGAGAAACAGCUUAUUUCUGUAUGCGAAGUGUUAAAAAUGAAAUUUAUGAAGUGCAUUUGAAGCCUACAAAAGAGAAAACCUAUUUCUUUGGCUACAUCGUCAAGCAGGAUGUCUUUGAAAAGAACAUGAGGGAUUCGGUAGAAGAGUUACUUCAUUUCAGGAGGCUCCCGCUUGUGUUGGAUUUGGAUGAUACGUUGGUGCGAUUGGUGGGUGAAGGGAAUGAACGAUUUGUACCCGAGGCAGACCUGCCAAAAUGUAGAGAUCGCGUUGCUAGAUUAAAGGAUGGAAGAAGAAUCGUUCUGGCAGAAAGAGUACAAGAAUUCCUCGACUGGGCACAGAAUCUAUUCCAGAUAUCUGUUUGCUCCUUAGGUGACCAAGAAUAUGUAACUAAUGUGGUGGACGUUCUAGACCCUCUGAAAACCCGCAUCAAAGGUCCUAUAUACUCUGCUCGUCAUGAACACGAAUAUAUCAGAAAAUCAAUUGAUCCCUCCAGACCUCCAAAAGACUUGCGCGCACUUUUUACUUAUUGCAAUCUCACAGAUAACUCUUUUGGAAGCGGCACCAGCUUACCGUUAAUUUUGGAUGAUGAAACACGAAUGUGGCCCGCAGACCAACACGAUAAUAUCAUUGAAGUGAUUGGGCAGCCCAAUAGCUCAGUUUGGUCUGUUGCUUUAUUCCCAGUAGUCAAAGAUACCUUAGAACAUGUUCACCGGGAAUUCUUCCGACAAUAUGAUCAGUGGUGUUUACGGUCAAACGAGGCAAAAACGCGUGGACAGAUAUAUACAAGACCAGGGCCUAGUGCAGUGGUUAUGUAUAAAACUUAUUUGAGGCAUAUUUUACGGGAUAUGAUUGGAAAAAGUCCUGUAUAUAGAAAUGCUGCUCCAUAUGCGUAG
Mycotypha africana is the source of this 1095-nucleotide messenger RNA. RefSeq lists its product as uncharacterized. The coding region runs from base 1 to 1095 and encodes 364 amino acids. The transcript has 2 exons. The record is from RefSeq and is a predicted model, not a curated record. Gene Ontology annotation, molecular function: RNA polymerase II CTD heptapeptide repeat phosphatase activity. Lineage: Eukaryota; Fungi; Mucoromycota; Mucoromycetes; Mucorales; Mycotyphaceae.